Protopterus annectens (West African lungfish) is the source of this 1340-nucleotide messenger RNA. Its product is annotated as cation channel sperm-associated protein 4-like. The record is from RefSeq and is a predicted model, not a curated record. Gene Ontology annotation, cellular component: acrosomal vesicle; CatSper complex; membrane. Bases 1 to 1260 code for a protein of 419 amino acids. NCBI's taxonomy places the organism in Eukaryota, Metazoa, Chordata, Ceratodontiformes, Protopteridae. The transcript has a single exon. Gene Ontology annotation, molecular function: voltage-gated calcium channel activity; calcium-activated cation channel activity. Gene Ontology annotation, biological process: flagellated sperm motility; sodium ion transport; sperm capacitation.
AUGGAUGAGGAUGGUGCAAUAGUAGCAAAGGAAGCAUGCUCUACAAUACCACUGAUGCAAAAUGACUGGUCACAGGCUCCUCAUGUGUGUCAGGUUACAACAGAAAACAGACCAUCAUUGAUAGGAGAAGAAAUGGACUUCAGUGCCAUCACAGUCAAAAAGGAUAAUGUGAAGGCACCAGACUACAUGUUUCACAACAGUAUUGGACGGUUCAUAGAAAGUAAAUACUGUCAAGCAGCCCAUAUAUUGCUGAUUUCCACAAGUAUUGUAGUAAUGGCAUGUGAGACCAGCCAUGAGAUUGAAGUGAAUUAUUCUCACAUCCUCUGUAUGAUUGACAGUUUCAUCUUUACAAUGUUCUUAUGUGAUAUCCUUCUCAAGCUGUAUUAUGGAGUCUGGAUGUUCUGGAGGGAUGUUCCCAGCAUUAUGGAUCUUGGCAUUGUGGUGGGUCUCAAUUUACAUCCAGUUCUAGACUUUGGAAAAAGUGUUCAUUUUCUCAAGGUUCUGAAGCUGGUACUUACCAUUCGAAAUUUAUCAGUGUUUAAAGGGCUUUGUCUAAUAGUUGAUGUGAUACUCAUAUCCCUUCCAGAGAUGACUAGUAUUAUAGUCCUGCUUGUUACAUUAAUGAUGUUAUUCUCAGCUUUUGGAGUGGCAGUCUUUGGUGUCUACGUUUCAGACUACUUUGGCAGUAUCGGAAAAUCAAUGUUCUCUCUUUUCAUUUGCAUAACGCAGGAUGGUUGGGCAGACAUAUACUCUUCCUUCAGAGCAAUAGGAGGUACAGUUAUGUAUGGAGGAGGUGCCUAUUUAUUCAGUUUUGUGACAAUAGGAGGUUUUGUUUGCUCCAAUCUGUUGGUUGCUGUGAUAUCAAAUAACCUGGAGCAAGUCGUGAUUAAAGCAGAGUACACACAAUCUACAAGCACAGAUGUCAAUAUGACCGACAAAGCAAGUUUAAAAGACCACAGUAUGCCUGGAGAGGGUAACAGUUAUAGGGAGGGAGUCAAGAAAGAAGAAAGUUUUGAGGAUCUACAGAAAAUUUUUAAAUGCUGCACAGUUGAAGAUCUGUCACUCUCCAAAAUAAAUGAAUUCUAUAUCGUAGUAGAGCUCAUCCAUAAAAACUACACAGAAUAUAAAAUGCUUAGGAAAGAGCUUGACAGCAUAGUGGAGGAGGUGAGACAAAUCCCAUUCAACCAAGAACACGACUAUGAAGAACUUAUACAACUAAAGCUAAAGCUGCUUUGUGGAUGGGAGGCUGAUGGCAAUUGAGCUUGCUGUAGAAAAAGAAAAGCAAUAUUCUGUAUACAGUGGUUCAACCUGAAGAUGUUAAUCUGAUUAAUUUAAGGGAA